GUCUGAAGUGUUGCAAGGAUCGGACCAAAACGCAGCGUGAUUAGUGGCUACAACCCUCAGCUCUCUAGAUAAGACGUGUCCUGCUCCCUUGAAACAAACUCUUAUACACUAAAUGCAGAGGACAUUGAGAUACAAAACACAUGUCACAGAUGGAACAGGAGAUCUCUCUAGUCCAGAGUAAGAUGUCUGAUCUGGAGUCAGUACUGCAGCAGAAGGAUGUGGAGCUGAAAGCCUCGGAGACACAGAGGACCAUCCUGGAGCAAGACCUGGCUACCUACAUCACAGAGUGUAACAGUCUGAAGCUUAGUCUGGAGCAGGCCCGUAUGGAGGUUUCCCAGGAAGACGACAAGGCACUGCAGCUCCUCCACGGCAUCCGGGAGCAGAGCAACAAGCUGCAGGAGAUUAAAGAACAGGAGUAUCAUGCCCAGCUGGAGGAGAUGCGCGUGGCCAUCAGGCAGCUGGAGGAGGACCUGUCUGCGGCCCGUCGUCGUAGCGACCUGUAUGAGUCGGAGCUGAAGGAGUCCCGUCAGACCAGCGAAGAGCUGAAGAGGAAAGCAGCAGACUGUCAACAAAGGAUGCAGAAGGCCAAGGAGCAAGGAAAAACUGAUACAGAGGAGCUUCUGUCAAAGCUGGAGAAGACCAAUGCUGAACAGAAAGUGAAAAUUGAGGAUCUCCAAGAUAAGCUUUCCAAGGCAGUGAAGGCGAGUAGGGAGACCACAGAUCUCCUCUAUAGUAUCAGGGUGGCUAAGGAGCGCAUGGAACAUGAGCUGGAGAUGCUUCAGACCAAGGAGGACUCCAGUGACAGCCUCCGGAGACGCCUAAGAGAGACAGAGGAUGGCAGGAGGACCCUGGAGAGCCAAGUGAAGAGGCUGGAGAUAGUUGAGCGCAGGGAGAGUAAGCUGAAGGAGGACAUGCAGAGCAAGGCCCAGCAGGUCCAGCAGAUGACGGAUCAAAUCAUGGACCUGGAGGAGAGUCUGCGUGAGAGCCAGUCCACAGCCCAACGCGUGGAGACCCACCUGGAGCACAAGGAGAAGCUUUAUGAAGAGAAGAUCAAGGUUCUGGAGAACCAGAUGAAGGCAGGCAUGGCAGAUAAGGAGAUGCUGGAAUCCAGUCAGAGCAAGUAUGAGGAGGAGGUCCAGGAGAAGUGCAGCAUCAUCAGUGAGCAGAAGGCGACCAUAAACGCCAUGGACUCAAAGAUGGCCAGCCUGGAGCAGAGGAUUACUGAGCUAUCUGAGGCCAACAAACUGGCAGCCAACAGCAGCAUCUACACCCAGAAGAACAUGAAAGCCCAGGAGGAGAUGAUCUCGGAGCUGAGACAACAGAAGUUCUACCUGGAGUCUCAGGCUGGGAAACUAGAGGCCCAGAACGCCAAGCUGGAAGAGCACCUGGAGAAGAUGAGUCAGCAGGAGCAGAGCAACAAGAGCCGAGUGCUGGAGCUGGAGAACAGGCUGAGAGAGAUGGGCCUUGAGCAUGAGGAGCAGAAGCUGGAGAUCAAGCGUCAGGGGACGGAGCUGACUCUGUCGUUACAGGAGAGGGUUUCUCAGAUCAGUGGGCUACAAGCAGCACGCCAAUCCCUGGAAAGUCAGCUGCAGCAGGCCAAAUCAGAGCUCGAGGACACCACCGCUGAGGCUGAGGAGGAAAUCUGUGUUCUUAGAGCCCACCGAGACGAGAUCCAGCGCAAGUAUGAUGCCCUCAGAGACAGCUGUGCGGUGAUCACAGACCUGGAGGAGCAGCUGACCCAGCUGACCCAGGAGAACUCUGAGCUGAACCGUCAGAACUUCUACCUGUCCAAGCAGCUGGACGAGGCCACGGACGAGACAGAGGACCGCCUGCAUCUGGGUCAGGAUGUGGACCGCCUCCGCCACGAGGUGGCUGACCGCGAGAUGCACCUCAACAACCAAAAACAGAACAUUGAGACACUGAAGACCACGUGCACCAUGCUGGAGGAGCAGGUCCUGGAGCUGGAGACUCUGAAUGAUGAGCUGCUGGAGAAGGAGAGGCAAUGGGAUGCCUGGAGGGGAGCCCUGGAGGAAGAGAAGAACCAGGCUGAGAGGAGGACCAGGGAGAUCCAGAGACUGCUGGACAACGAGAAGCAGAACAGGCUACGUGCUGACCUGCGCAACUCGGAGGCUCGUCAGUCUAUUGAGCAGGCAGUGAAGGAGCACAAGGCUGAGAUUCUGGCCCUGCAGGAGGCCCUCAAGGACCAGAAACUCAAAGCAGAGAGCCUCUCUGACACACUGAAUGACCUGGAGAAGAAGCAUGCCAUGCUGGAGAUGAAUACAAGGAGUCUGCAGCAGAAGCUGGAGACUGAGAGGGAGCAGAAGCAGAGGCUGCUGGAUGACCAAGGAAACCUGCAGCAGCAGUUAGAUGUUCAGAAGAGCCACAUCUUCCGGCUAACCCAGGGGCUGCAGGAUGCUGUGGACCAGACUGACCUGCUGAAGACUGAGAGGACUGACCUGGAGUACCAGCUGGAGAACAUCCAGGCUGUGUACUCCCAUGAGAAAGUGAAGUUGGAGGGGACCAUCACCCAGCAAUCCAAACUCAUAGACUUCCUCCAGGCCAGGGUGGACCAGGGGGGCUCUAAGAAGAAAAAGGGUCUAUUUGGGCGGCGCAGAGAGGACCUGCUGGCUGCCAUGGCAGCCCAGGGCCAGUCCCAGGUGCCCCAGCAGGUAUCCCCUGCACCCUCCAUGAAGCCGGUGCCCCUGCAGUACAGUGACAUGAAAGUGUCCCUGGACAAGGAGCGCUCCCGCUGCUCUGAGCUGGAGGAUGCACUGCAGAAGAUGAGACUGGAGCUGCGCUCCCUACGAGAGGAGGCGGUCCAGUACAAACCUGUGGACCAUGGUGGUACCCCUGACACCCCUGCCACAACGCGGCAGCAGAAGAUGUCUGCCGUGGUGAAGUCUCCUGAGCACCAGCAGGGCCCGAGCAACCUGCUGGCUACCUCGAUCUCUGGCCGCAGGAAGGAGGCUGCCCCCCCAGAGGAGUACGGCCAUCGCAUGAAGGACAGUCAGAGAGACAGGGAAAGGGGGAGGCAGAGGGAGAGCGUUCACCACAACACCCCUCACCGCUUCACUGUGGGACUCAACAUGAGGGCUGCCAAGUGUACUGUGUGUCUGGAUACUGUGCACUUCGGUCGUCAGGCAGCCACCUGUAUCGAAUGUCACGCUUUGUGCCAUCCAAAAUGCUCCCGCUGUCUUCCUGCUGCGUGUGGCAUGCCUGGGGACUGUGCCUUGCAUAUGGCUGAGGGGCUGUGCCGGGACAAAGGCAGUUCCCCUGGCCUGCAGCUCAAAGAGGCCAGUGGACAUGUUCACCUGGAGGGGUGGAUGAAGCAGCCCAGGAAUGUGAAGCGUGGCCAGGGCUGGGAGAAGAAGUAUGUGGUGCUGGAUGGGACCAAGGUGACCAUCUACGAAACAGAGCCCAGAGAAGAGUCAGUGAAGCCGUUGGAGGAGUUUGAGCUAUGUCUGUCUGAUGUAGACUUGAUGGUGCAUGGUGCUGUAGGUGCGUCUGAGCUGCCCAACACCGCCAAGUCAGACGUGCAGUAUGUGCUAAAACUGGAGUCCCACCCCCACACCUCGUGCUGGCCCGGACAGACUCUGUACUUCAUGGCUCCCAGUUUCCCAGAUAAACAGCGCUGGGUGGCCGUGCUGGAGUCUGUGGUGGCAGGGGGGCGAGCAUCCCGGGAGAAGGCUGAGGCAGAUGCAAAACUGCUGGGGAACUCUCUGCUGAAGCUGGAGGGUGAUGACAGACUUGACAUCAACUGUACUCUCCCCCUCACAGACCAGAUAGUGUUAGUGGGCUCUGAGGAGGGUCUGUACGCCCUGAAUCUGAUCAAGAACUCCCUGACCCACAUCCCUGGCCUGGGCUCCGUCUUCCAGAUCCACAUCAUGAAAGAACAUGAAAAGCUGCUGAUGAUUGUUGGGGAUGAGAGGGCGCUGUGUCUGGUGGAGAUUAAAAAGGUGAAGCAGUCUCUGGCCCAGUCCCACCUGCCUGCCCAGUCUGAACUGGAACCAUUUAUCUUUGAGACGGUCAAGGGAUGCCACCUCUUCUCUGCAGGCAGAAUAGAUAAUGGGCCUUGUAUCUGUGCUGCAAUGCCGAACAAGAUUACAAUUCUGCGUUACAAUGAUAACCUCAACAAGUUCUGCAUUCGCAAGGAGAUAGAGACUCUGGAGCCCUGCAGCUGCCUCCACCUGACCAGCUACAGCAUCAUCAUCGGCACCAACAAGUUCUAUGAGGUUGAGAUGAAGCAGUAUGUUCUGGAGGAGUUCCUGGAUAAGAAGGAUGUGUCUCUGGCCUCGGCGGUGUUUGCUUCCUCCUGCCACAGCUUCCCCAUCUCCAUAAUGCAGGUCACCAGCACUCUGCAGAAGGAGGAGUACCUGCUCUGCUUCCAUGAGUUUGGAGUGUUUGUGGACGCAUAUGGACGAAGGAGCCGCACUGAAGAGAUCAAAUGGAGUCGUCUGCCCCUGGCCUUCGCUUACAGAGAGCCCUACCUGUUUGUGACAUAUUUUAACUCUUUGGAUGUGAUCGAGGUCCAGGGACAUGCUGCUCUUGGCCCUCCAGUGCUAGCCCACCUGGACAUCCCUAACCCCCGUUACCUGGGUCCAGCCAUCUCUUCUGGGGCCAUCUACCUGGCCUCCUCCUACCAGAACAAGCUGCGGGUCAUCUGCUGCAAGGGCAACCUGGUCAGGGAGUCUGGGGAGUUGCAGAGGACCGGCUCUAGCCGCGGCAGCCCCAGUAAGAGAGGACCACCUACAUACACAGAGCACAUCUCCAAGCGUCUGGCCUCGGGCCCUAGCAGCCAUGAGGGGCUUCACCGUGAGCCCAGCACACCACACCGCUUCCGGGAGGGCCGAACUGAGUUCCGGCGGGACAAGUCCCCGGCGCGCCCCCUGGACAGAGAGAAGUCCCCAGGCCCCAGACUGGACAGCCGCAGAGAGAGGUCCCCUGGGAGGUUUGACGACCGCCAACGUCUCCACUCUGGCUCUGACCGCCGCACACAGCUCACCCCUGUCAACAAGGUGUGGGACCAGUCAUCUGUGUGAGUAACACAAGGAGAGGUUUAGGAGAGAGGAGCUGUGUGAUCCUCUGUCCACAUGGCUACACCAUCUAAGGGUGACAAACCAGAAAACCCAUCGCCUGUAUAUAGUGCAAUCUGGAUUCAUAUGCCAACACACUAUUGCACUGGGGAAAUGUCCUUUGACAAUCUUGUCUUUUCUUAUAUGUGUAUUCAUUGCUAUGGUCCUAUGGCAGAUAGUUGUUCAACAGAGCAGCAUUAGCAGGGAACCCCUGUGGAUCUAAUGGGUCGAGGAUAUGAACCUUUAUAAGUACUAAAAUCAAAGUUGUAAAUAUUGUUCCAGUUUUUAUAGCAAAAGGGAAUAGUAGGCUGGUACAGCCAAGUCUAUAUUUUUUAAGGACGUAUUUCUAAUGAUGUUGCAGGGAGAGAAAUCUCAUCUCAAAAUCUCAUCAUCAUCCCAGAUGCAAUACUGUAAUUUUUGCUUUUCUCUGGACGGUCAAUCAUGCCAACAUUUAAUCACCCAUGUACUGUACAAAUAAUAUGGGUUCCGAGAAGGCAAUACUCAUGAGCUUUUCACUUUGUACUUGAGAUUAAGGGCUCUAGUCAAUCUGCAUCGCAGAAAUUCAGCUUUACAGCGUGAUUGAAAUUUAUAAGCAAUGUUAGUGGUUUAGCGGAGACUGCAUUCACGGUAAACACUGCAUGUCGGCUCAAUCUGAAAUGACCUUUACAUUUCUAUCAUGGAAUCUAUAACACUUCAGCUUUAAAGACUGAAUAGAGCCCUAACUGUGCAGGAUUCCAAAUUCAUUGUUUCUACAUGACCAGUCUUCUUUUUGAUUAAAUGGACUUUGAUAUCUAAUCGCAUAUGAUUGUUUAAUAACAGUUAGUCUUACCAUACUAAUGGACAAAAUAAAUGUUAAGUAUAUUUAAUACAAGGAACACUUGUAGCCUAAGAAGAAUAAGACGCCUAUAAACUUAGUCUUUGAUUUGAACCAGCAGGCAGUGGAGCUGCUUAUUAUGGUACAGAUGUCCUGUUCUUACUUCUGUGCAGUGAACUAACUAUGAAGUCCAGUAAUCGUCAGGGUUCGUCACUAUUAAUCGCUUCUUUUUCAAUUGAUAAAAUAUGAUAUUUGUCACAUCAGAAGAGCAUGAGUCAUUUAGAGCAGCAGUUGCUUUUUUUACCUUGAUUUUUGCUUUGUGUUUCUGUCAUGUAGUCACAUGAAUUUGUAUUCAAUAAGUAUACAUUGUUGCAAGACAACUAAAAGGUUUUUGUACAUACAUUAAAGAUGAUUGACCUACCCUGGCAAUGUGUCAAGAUAUGUACCAUACAUCUUACAUAUUUUCAUUUUGCAUGAGAAACUAUUCCGGCUAGCAAAUAACACAUGGAAAUAGCCCACUUUAUUUUCCUUUAUUUCUACAUCAAUGUAAUGCUCUUUAAAGUAAAUUCAACAAAACAAAAAUAAACAUACUAAACAAAAAGAGCACUUGUUGUUACAAGAAACUGCUAUGUCCUGUUACAGGAAACGGCUACAAAGUCCUCUGCGACCGACGAUACAUGAGAAGGAUGAAAGUGCUUGUUAAAGAUAACUGUAAAGGAGGAAAACAAAUCAAAAGCACAUUAGUUAUCCCUUUAUUACACAGGAGGUUGGUGGCAACUUAAUUGGGGAGGACGGGCUCAUGGUAAUAGCUGGAGCGGGAAUAGUAUCAAAUAGAUUAAACACAUGGUUUCCAUGUAUUUGAUGCCAUUCCAUUUGCGCUGGUCGGGCCAUUAUUAUGAGCCGUCUCUCAGCAGACUCCACUGCUUUGUUAAAGACCUGUAUAAGAACUGCUUGGCACCAGUUUCCCUCUGACACACACGCUCAGAAACACUUGCAUUUACACCGGAUUCCUGGGCCAUUGCAGGGAUGCCUCCUAUGGGGAACUACGUGGUGGACAGCUUCUUAAAUCACACGAGGGAAGAGAAAUGAAAGCCCAAGAAUAUCAAAAUAACUCAAACCCAACUGGACAAAGUGUAGGGGCUCCUCCAGACAGACAAAGUGUAGGGGCUCCUCCAGACAGACAAAGUGUAGGGGCUCCUCCAGACAGACAAUGUGUAGGGGCUCCUCCAGACAGAAAGUGUAGGGGCUCCUCCAGACAGACAAUGUAAAUCCUCCACAUACUCAUCAUAUCCAGCUAUGUCCCACAACAGCACCAAAAGAAAAACAGGCUCAUCCCUCAUGGGAGUCCUUCUGUGGGUGACAUAAUACUGACUCAUUUUCAGCUUUAUUGUUUGAUGUAUUUCUGUAGCAGUGUCUACUUUAACUGAAAUGCUAUGCAAAACAACGAAUGGUGAAACUGCCCUACAAGCCUCUAGCCUCGCCAUGCCAGAGUGCAACAGGGACACUAAUGGAAGCCAGAAGGAAAUGAGUGUCUAAAGGAGCAUUACUCUGAACCUAAUUUAGCCCUCAAUGUCAAACCUCAGUUUGGGAAAGUAUGACCAGAAAGACCCACAUGGCUUUGAGAUCUGAAGCUAUGGACUACUUAGUCCAGCCAUUGAAAUGUACACAGUAUAAGCUAUUCAGGGGGUCAUUGAAAGAGAUCAACAGUCAAGAGUUUGGUCUAAGCCCUCAGAUGGUUUACAAGAUGGCUGUCCAAACUAUACAUGGCUCUUUCACACAGUCUGCUGAUCAGGUAGAGAGUUGUGAAUAAUAACAAUUGCUGAAAUCCCGUGAUUCAUUUGUGUCCUGCUAGUACGACAAGUGGCAUUAUUAAUGAUUGGCAGUCUUGAAGGAUAUCAUUUUGGACAUCGUAUAGGGUUGUAUUUGUACAUUUAAUGCUCGUAAAACCCAAAAAUCAUUAAUAACAAAAAGGCCAAUAUUGAUGGCGAACAACUGAAAAGCAAAUAUCAACUACUACAAGCACAGUGAGAAUAUCUGUGUGCAUGUACGAGUGUGUGGAGCUCCUGUCUGUAUGGUAGAGGUAGUGUGUACAUGUACUGUAUAUGAGUGGGGUAUGCGUGACCGUAUGUGAGUGGGAGGUGGGGGUAUAGUAUUAGGUUGUUGUUUCGGACCACCAUUCUGUCAGUGCAUGGGAAUCUCACCGAUUUGGGCCAUCUUUUCUCACGGCCCUUCAGAUCCACUACUGAUAAACACGGAUUAUCCUGUGGCAAUGUAAUUGUCUAAAUUUGAGACAGCAAUUCAAGAAUACAACAUCAAUAAAUAAUGAAAACAGGUACUGAUCGCAAUCAAAUGGAAAACCACUGCAGCAUCAAAACAGGAACAUGCCCCCUUAAAAAAAUAAAGAUUCCCGUUUCCAACAGGUUGAAAUUAUAGUUUUUUCCAGCAAUCAGCAAAAAGAUAGAAAUGAAAAGGUUUAUGGUGACUAAUUUGGUAAGCCACUAUAAAAGGAUUCUUCUAUACAUCGUUUCUUAAACGCUAUAUACUUAUCUGAAUAUAUUAUUUAUGUUGCAAAAAUGUAUCUGAGAGGAGUUUAUUGAAGAGAGAUGAAAUAAGUGACUUCUCAAUUCAGCAGGAGAAAACCGAGCUAACCAGCUAAGAGAACAACACUGGAUGUUCCACAGAGACAAGGUACUAUACAUUUCAUCCCCUUGUACUAUCCAGCACUUCCUCGGUUUAUAUAGGACAUGACGCAAUGGUGGUUGAGGAUGUUCAAAGGGAAAGAUUGUGAUGCGUGUAUGACUCAACUUCAUAUUUUAGGGCUGUUUCAUUAUGCUCAACUAAUAGCAAGGAAGUUAGUUACUAAAUAAGCAGUCAGUGUUGGGUAAUAAAUUCACCCAUCCUGCAGAUGAGGACACAUUGGUAAAUGAGUUCCUGUCAUCACAGGAGGACACUGAGACAGUAACAUGACUAAAGCACAUCCUUUAGUGACCCCAUGACAACCAUUACACCACUUCCUAUUAAACCCUGGUUGUGAUGGAUUGAACGUGAUGUCAUGUCCAAGUGCCUGCUGGGUAAAUUGGGGGGGGGGUCAUCCUAAUUUGAAGUGAUGGGUAAAUGAAUGCAUUUCCACAGCCUCUCCUCAAGUUUAUUUAGGUCUCUGAAAACAAGUGACAAUGCCAAAUUAAAUUUAUGCCGUGUUCAAAACAA
Messenger RNA from Oncorhynchus mykiss (rainbow trout), 9093 nucleotides. RefSeq names its product citron rho-interacting kinase. The record is from RefSeq and is a predicted model, not a curated record. NCBI's taxonomy places the organism in Eukaryota, Metazoa, Chordata, Actinopteri, Salmoniformes, Salmonidae.